Molecule: messenger RNA, 1661 nt
Organism: Eucalyptus grandis
Lineage: Eukaryota; Viridiplantae; Streptophyta; Magnoliopsida; Myrtales; Myrtaceae
Product: MADS-box protein AGL42
Exons: 8
Coding region: 599-1249 (216 amino acids)
Biological process (GO): positive regulation of transcription by RNA polymerase II
Cellular component (GO): nucleus
Molecular function (GO): protein dimerization activity; DNA-binding transcription factor activity, RNA polymerase II-specific; RNA polymerase II cis-regulatory region sequence-specific DNA binding
Source: RefSeq, a predicted model, not a curated record
CUCUCUCUCUCUCUCUCUCCCCGUAUCUAUCUUUACUCUCUUUUUCUUAUUUUUGUCAAAACAAGAUUAUUCUUCUGCUUCUUUGAAUCUUCAAUGUCAAAUUGACUAUGCCUUUUCGGUUGAACUUGAAUGCUUUGCUUUCCUCCUUAUUUCUUUCCUUUUUUGUUUGUAUUUCCUUUUUAUGGGUAGCUCACACCAUAUUUGCCCUGAGUAGAAGAUCGUUGAAUUUGGAAUAAUAAGAUUUUUUUUUCUUUUUAUGUUUGUGGCCAAAAAAUAAAGAGAGAGAUCCAUCAACUGCCAAAUAUCCUCUGCGUUCGUUCCAGUUUUUUUGCUUUUGUCUUCGCCCUCUCAUCCCUCUUUAGGGUUUCUGACUUUAUUGUGGUUCCUUUUCUGACGUAGAGUAGAGAAGCUUCCCCCUUUAAUACGCUGGGCAAAUCUAUGAUUCUCCGACCUUUGAUUGUGAAAUCUUUAUCCUGUGUUUUUGCUUGUGUUCGAAUGAUGGUAUAGUUCAUGUCUGUUUAAAAAAAAAGGAAAGUGUGAUUUGUCUUGCAGUGUUUUCAGUGGUUGAAGCUGCCAAAGUCCCUGGAAGAAUUAAAUCAUGGUGAGAGGCAAGGUUCAGAUGAGGCGAAUUGAGAAUGCGACGAGCCGGCAAGUCACCUUCUCAAAGCGCCGGCCUGGGCUACUGAAGAAAGCUUAUGAGCUCUCGGUCCUCUGUGAUGCCGAAGUUGCCACGAUCAUCUUUUCACAGAAAGGAAGGCUUUACGAGUUCUCAAGCAAUUCCGAAAUCCGAAAGACGAUUGAUCGAUAUCGUAGAUCUACAAAUGAUGCGGCUAUGUACCAGGCUAAUAUAAAACAAAAUAUUCUGCGUCUGAAGCAAGAAACCACUAAUAUGGAGAGGAAGAUUGAGCUUCUUGAAGUUUCUCUACGGAAGCUAUCAGGACAAUGUCUUGGAUCUUGCUCGAUGGAUGAAAUCCAAGAGAUAGGGGAUCAGCUCGAGCGAAGUUUGAGCAGCAUUAGGGAAAGAAAGGCUCAAUUAUUCAACGAUCAGAUACGGCAGUUACAAGCAAAGGAGAGGUCUCUGAAAGAAGAGAAUGCAAAGCUUCUUGCAAAGGUGUCGCCUUCUUUCCCAUCGUGUCUUGCAAAUCCCGGGCAAUCAACAACUCAUCCGAGAGCCACAGCAAUACAUAGCCAGAGCAGCCCAUGUACAGAUGGUGAGACCAGGUUGUUCAUCGGAUUGCCAGAGAGUUAAACUGGUUCGCCAUCACCCUAAUAAUACCUGUUCAAUAGAAUAAAAUAAGAAUUAUGGCAAUAUAACUCAAGGAUAUUUUUACUCAGCUAGAUUCCCCUUAGCACUGCCACGGCAACAUAUGCAUGGAAUUCAUGGUAGUCAUUUCCAAGAUCCACAAGUAAGAAUAGCGAAGGCAAAGAAAGAUCAUAUUAGAAAUGAAUAAUGACGAAGACAUAUUCGAGGAAGAUUCGGCGAAAUGAAGGAAAUAACUUGCUUGCACCUUGGGCUUCACAUUUGAAUUACACAUCGGUUGAUUCCAAGAAACAAACGUCUCUGUUAAGCAUAUUUUUGAAUUGCUUGUGUGCAUUUGAACAACAUCAUUGGAUACCUCUUUGAGGUUUUUUAACUUAUUUUAUUUUUCGGCUUGAGGACA